Molecule: messenger RNA, 5772 nt
Organism: Struthio camelus australis
Lineage: Eukaryota; Metazoa; Chordata; Aves; Struthioniformes; Struthionidae
Gene: METTL8
Product: methyltransferase 8, tRNA N3-cytidine
Molecular function (GO): tRNA (cytidine-N3)-methyltransferase activity
Source: RefSeq, a predicted model, not a curated record
UGUGUAAAAACCUGAAUUUUAAGUAACAAAUGAGGUUCAGCCGUACGAUUGUGGCAUCAACCAGUCGUGAUUCUGGAUCCUGUUGGAUUCGGCUGAAUGUAUACAGACUUAGCUACAUCACAAAAGUUGUCACCGUCAUUGACAGCACUUGCCAGCUGAGAAACUGAACCCUGAAUGAGAAAAACUGAUCCCCCUUCCCUGCCAAUGACAAGGCUCUCAAGUAGGCCAGCAGAGGGUGCACAGGUUAACUGGGAAACCUCAUUCCUGAGCUAUGUUUGUCAUUGAUGGCUUCCUCUUGACCUUAUCCUGGAAAACGGGUCUCUGAACAAAAUGAAUUUCAUUACAAGGUUUUCUGCUUUAUGUCUGAGGAAAAGCGAGAUGCAGCCGAGGUACUGGAGUAGUAGACGACCAGCUGUUCCACUUGGAUCACGGAUUUUGACUGAUCCUUCUAAGGUUUUUGAGCAUAACAUGUGGGACCACAUGGAGUGGUCACAAGAAGAAGAAGAGCAUGCCAAGGACAAAACAGCAGAGAACUCGCUUGUGAAAGUCCGGUUGGAAGACCAAGAUAAAUAUGAGAGAGAAGCCAGUAAAUAUUGGAAUGAAUUUUAUAAGACUCAUAAAAAUAACUUUUUCAAGGAUCGCAAUUGGCUGUUUCUGGAGUUCCCAGAAAUUCUUCCAGAAAAAAAGAGAGAAGAGUUGAAAGCAGAGGAAAAAUCUUCAGAACCCACAAAAAUAAAUAGUACCAGCAGUUUUCCUCGCCAGGAUUUUCCUGGAAUGUUUGAGGAAGGAAAAGAAUACUGGGAGAAAAAUUAUGGGGAAGACUCUACUUCUGUACAAGGACAUACAUACAACAAAAACCAAGCAAGAUCUCUUACUGACAAUCCUCAUGGUAAAAACUGUAGAGAACAACUGAGCAAUCUAGAAUCCUUCCCUGGUGGUGGUGCUACUUACAGGAUAUUAGAGGUUGGUUGUGGUGCUGGAAAUAGUGUCUUUCCUAUUUUGAAAGUUCUAUGCAAUACACCUGGUACCUUUCUAUACUGUUGUGAUUUUGCUUCAGGAGCGGUGGAGCUGGUAAAGUCACAUUCGUCCUACAAUUCAGCCUGGUGUUUUGCCUUUGUUCACGAUGUGUGUGAUGAUGCUUUACCCUAUCCUUUUCCUGAUGAGAUCCUGGAUGUCAUUCUCCUUGUCUUUGUGCUCUCUGCUAUUCAUCCUGACAGGAUGCAAAAGGUUGUAAAUAGAUUGGCUAAACUACUGAAACCUGGAGGAAUGUUGUUAUUUCGAGACUAUGGAAGAUAUGAUACAGCUCAACUUCGUUUUAAAAAAGGUCAUUGUUUGUCCGAAAACUUUUAUGUACGAGGAGAUGGAACCAGAGUUUAUUUCUUUACCAAAGAUGAGGUAUGGCACGUGUUCACCUUGGCUGGAUUAACUGAAGUACAGAAUUUAGUUGAUCGGCGAUUGCAAGUCAACAGGAAGAAAAAAGUCAAAAUGCAGCGAGUCUGGAUACAGAGCAAGUUCCAAAAACCGUUGCUGCUAUCUCUGAGUAAUCCCGAAGAAACUACCAAAAGGCACCCUUAUGGCUAAAUAAGCCAUAAACUCCAGAAACUGAAGGAAAUUUGAGGAAAAAUGUUUUUACCUGCUUUCAAGCAGAACUCUAAAGUGACAGCAGCUACAAUCCUAACUUCUUGGGAAGCAAAUAGAGAGAAAAAAAAAAAAAAAAGAAGUCAUCUCUGCUCUCUGGUUGUAUGCAGGCAAGGUAGGACAAUUAAAUUUACUCCGUAUGUUCUGAUGUCCCAUUUAAAUCCAGACCAUAUCUGCAGAUUAUCACCUUGAAGCGCCUUCCAGUCUCAGUUUGUUAUGCUUGCAUCUGUUCUACAGAAUUUAAAUGAAUUUGUAUAAACUAGAAAUACAGCUUACAAGGAAAACACAGCUGAUCAGUAGUCUUUAGGCUUUAUCUGGGACUAGACAACUUAAAGCAGGUAUCUCUUUAAUACUUUUAUUAUUUUAAAACAACAGACAACCUCAAAAUCUCAGAGUUACAGAGGAGCACUCAUCCAAAGGCCUGAAAAUUUAGGUGGUUCUUCAAGGUAUAAUAUAUUACAUCAACAAUAUUAAACCUAAUAUUUCUAUGACAAAGCUUUGUACACCACGUUAGCCAAAAGAACCUUGCCUGUUGCCACUGUGAAGAAGCAGUGAGCAACAAGAUGGACGCACUUUCAGAUGAUGUCAUAUUAAGCAGGUUAUUACAAAUUUGAAGGGAAUCUGAAAGAUCCACAAAAGCAAGUGAAUUAGUUUAAUAGCCGCUACAACCAACUGCUCACAAGUUAAUAAAUAUUCAAAGAAAAUAUGAGUAUUCAUACGUAUUGACACUAAAUCAAUUUUUGACUUAAAUAAAAACACAAAAUUGGUGUAUGCUGCCAGUUAUAAAAACAACCUCAAUGUUAAAAGGUAUAAAUACAAAGUUUAAAAAAUGAGAAUCCUAUAUAGCUACUGCAUAAAUCCAGUGUAUAAUCUCUAUAGUGGUUCCCAUUCAUCUAGAUAAAGAUGUAGUAGAAAUACAUGGUGAAAGUUCCUAGAAACAAGGAAAAAAACUUUGUAUGAAGGCAGGUUAGGAAAAUGAAUGAUAGACAAUGUGAUAAUGGUAUAUAGCAGUACGUAUUAGUAUUUAGAAGGUCCACUUUAUCCCUUUAUGCAAUAGUUGGCAGGCAACAAAUUUACAUUGAUAAAAGUAAUAUUUAAUGUAUACACUAUAAAUAAUCCAAGGAAUCACAAUAUUCAUGAGGCUAAAAGAUUGAUGAGUUAUUAAAAAGGGGUUAUGUGAGGUUUGACAUUUUUAUAUGUGUAUGUGUGAGAGGGAAAUCUGCAUAUUUACUGUGUAAGACUUUAAAACGCCUUUCUCCAAUAAACAAAAGGACUGCAACCUUUCUCCAGUUUUUCUGAGGUUCUAACAUUGCUCGGUAGCAGAGAUGGAGAAUAAAGCUGAAUACCAAAUUGGUCGGGCGGGCAAAUUUUACUGAAUUAAGGUAGAAAUAGGAGAAAAAAAAUUAAAGAAGGAGCGUACUAAUUAGUGUGACAACAUGUAACAAUCUGUAACAAUCAUACAGAAGUUAGUAUUUCAUAGAGAAUGACAAAUUCAGUGCAAUGCCUGACAGAGAGGGAAAGACAUCAGUCUUAGCACACUUCCCUGUCACUUAUCACAAUAUCACUGUAAAUAGGCAUUUGGACUAGCUAAAAGCUAAGGAAUAAAAAGAAUUGAUUUGCUAAAAGAACACACAAUUGAUGAAUUAUGCUUAGGUCAGGCUGGCUGUAUUGGAGGGCUCUGUUGCAGAGCCAACAUUCAUUUUCUCUUUCUUUAGUGUCAGGCACGCUCUGGCCUCCAUUUCCUCCCAAAUAACAAGUGCUCUUUAAAUGGAGGAGCUGCAUCUUUGAACUUGAAUAAAAGGGUGGUUGUGCAGUGCAGGAUUUAGCAGAUGGACUUAGGGAAUCUGAACCUACUACUAGUCUUUUAUGCAACACUAGGAAAAGCGUAGUCACUUUUAAUGACUCUGUUUGCUACAUACUCUAUUAAGCACAGUAGUCAGAUGUCAUUCUGAGGAAUCGGGCAGCUUAGUUUCCAGUGACAUUGAUUACACUCGCCAGUGAGAGGAUGAGAAAGAAUGGUGGGUGGAGAAGUGAAAAUACAGUGUGAGGCAUUUCCAGGAGGAGGUUUGCGUUCCAGCACUUGCAUGUGGGUGACGAUCCCUCCGCGAAACAAUUUUUACUCUAAAGUGGAGCUGGGCUAAAUCUUCUACCUUCACUUCAGGUUUAAUCUCCAUCCCUACAAACUGCCGAUGCAGCCUUUAGUUAAGCAAGUAUUUACUUAACAUGAAGAGAAAAUAACAGUAGCUAGACUGCAUCUUUAACUGUGAUUUCACAGAGAGAGACCCUGGCAUAUUAAUCCCUGGCCUAAACGGGUGUGAUUCUCAAAGAUACCAAUGCAAAGCCUGUUUACACAGGGGCUGAGCUAAGCCCAAAGGUGAUACACGAUGCAGUUCAAAAUCGAUCAUUUAAUCCUUUCUAAAAUUUUGUGAUCUAACAACCAAAGAAGUUUGUGUUGAUAAAAGGUGGUGUGCCAAAGCUGUGAUUGUCACUGAACAUGAUUUGUUUUGAAAUAAAAAUUAUGACAAACACACUAAUGAUCUUAUUCUAAAUAAAUCAAAUGCUUCAUCUUUUUAUUCAAGAGCAAAUAUUAGUGAGUUGAAUAAAUACUCAGUGAUAGUUCCCAAACGGUGAAAUAAGGUCUAUUUUUAAUUUGGAAACAGCCUAAGUUUGCUUAUACAAAGAGAGGGAAACAAAAUCAUACUGGCAAUAAGUCUAUAUUUUAUUUUACUGACGUUUACACAGAAUCAAUUGAUAUAUUCAGCAAGAACCUUGUUUUUAGUUUCUUUUCAUUUUGCAUGUACUUAUUUUAAUAACAAAUGAGAGCAGAUGAAAAAGGAAACUACAUGGCAGACAGUCUGCAAAGCAUGUAAGUAUUAUUACAUCUUUUAAGAUAUUUAACAAACUACUAGACUGUGCUCUUUUCUUCUUACAUCAAUUGGCUUGAGGCAAGGUAUCAGAAAUAGUAAAUAUUUAUUUUGCUUUGAAGCAAUUAAUGUUUAGUAAAGUGCCUCAAGGUUAAAUCUGAACGAAAAAUCUUUGAAUCCUUUGACCCAGAUUCUUACAUCAUUUAUGUCAAAGUCCAGAAGACUCUUAAAGCCUGUGGAGUUGCUUCAAGAUGUAGACUAGUUGCUUGCAAUUAGAAUCCAGAUUAACAGGUACCCAAUAUUCUUUAUAACAAGAAAAAUGCAGAUAUAAUGGAUAAAAAAAUAGUCUAUCGGGAAGACCAUCUACAUGAAUCUCACUAAAAAAUUCAGUCACCUGCACAGAGACAGUAGCUUUUGUUCACUACUCCUUUUAUUUUGCUUUAAGGACUGAAAUUCAUUUUGGGUUUAAGAUGCUCAUGUUUUUGUGUUUGUAUUUUAGUGUAGGAUAAUCAGACUUUUUUUAGCUUACAACAUUCUCUAAUGGGUAGCAUUAUGAAACCUGACAGUCAACCAAAUAAAUGCGAUUGGUUAAGAUAAGUAUUUUAAAAUCAAAUUGUUUAAGGUGUUCAUUUUUGCUAUGUAUCUCUCACUCAAAUGCUUGAGAAAGCACCUGUGAGAAAAUGUGCCUAUUUCUAAGCUUAACAGUUUUUUGAGGACCAGAAGAAAAAAUCUGAGAAGAUCAAAUGAGAAUCAACAAUGAGGGAAAAAAUGGCUUUUUAAAUAUAUUGUCAGGAACUGAAAAAUGCGUAUUUAUUUUUCCCUGUGUUUUCAGAUUUCAUAGAAAUCUAUGUUGUUCCAUUACCAGGAGACUUUGCAUAUUGGUAUGUGUUUCCAAGGAAAUACCAGUAAAGCAGUCGGAUUUAAAUUUACAUUAUACUUUGGGCUCCCAUUUUUUUCACAAUUGUGUAGUCUCCUUUUCCUUAAUCAGUCUAUUAGAUUUAAAAAAGAAAAUAAAAACAAUAACAUUAUUUGAAAGCCAUAGGUUUUACGUGGUAAUACAGGCAAAUAUUAACUGGGUGUUGUUUCCAGUGGAUUUUCCUUUCAUCUGUGAGAUCAAGAAUGGUACAGUUUAUCUACUGUGUUACCAACGUUUUUUUUAGUAGAGGCAUAGUCUAUGUAUGUUUGUGAUACUUUGUAUCGUUUUCACAUUCUUGUUUCCAUCUACCCUUACUUUUGGGGUUGUAUUAAUAAAGCUUUUGGAGAUUCUCAA